This is a messenger RNA of Lodderomyces pseudojiufengensis, 1668 nucleotides long. RefSeq lists its product as uncharacterized. The record is from RefSeq and is a predicted model, not a curated record. Gene Ontology annotation, biological process: biosynthetic process. NCBI's taxonomy places the organism in Eukaryota, Fungi, Ascomycota, Pichiomycetes, Serinales, Debaryomycetaceae. Gene Ontology annotation, molecular function: pyridoxal phosphate binding. The coding region runs from base 1 to 1668 and encodes 555 amino acids. The transcript has a single exon.
AUGUCCAGUCAUGAUUAUGAAGAAUCAGAUACUGAUCAAGAAUCAGUUUUAGAGUUCGAAAGAUUAGAAUCUACAUUACCUCCGGCUUUAAAAAGAUCGGCAUCUUCAUUAUUAGAAGCAAUUCAAAGUGCCAAUUCUACCCCAAAUCCUCAAUCGAACAUUCAACAUGAUAGAAAUAUAAAAUCCCCACAACCACAACAUCUUCAAGAUAUACUAAAUCAUUCACAAAAUACAUCAACUUAUCAAACAAUUCCCGGUAGAAAUGCUAAUGCAACUCCAAAUUUAAAAAAUUUAAGUCAUAGACAAGCUCUUAUUGAUAAAUUAUCAAAAUCUGAACAUGGUAAUGCAGCUUCACCAAUACCUUUACCAAAGCCAAAAUUUAAUGAAAAUAUUUAUAAACCAGCUAUGAAUUCUAAAAAGUCAUCUACUGGGGUGCUUUGGGUAACUGAAAGAGCAGAAGAAUAUGGUUAUAAUUCAGAAGAUGUUAAAGAUUGGUCUAAUUUAGGUCAAGGAGCUCCUGAAGCAGGUGACAGUAUCCCAGGUUCAUUUCCAAGACCCAAAUCUAUCCCUAUACCAACAUUUACCAGAGAAUAUGCUCCAACAGCAGGUAUAAAAGAAUUAAGAGAAGCAGUUGCAAAUUUAUAUAAUGAAACAUAUCGUACAAAAAAAUCAAGUAAAUACACUUAUAAAAAUGUUUGUAUUGUACCAGGUGGAAGAGCUGGCUUAACUAGAAUAGCUUCAAUUAUAAGUGAUUGUUAUUUAUCUUUUUUUUUACCAGAUUAUACUGCUUAUGCAGAAAUGUUAUCAUUAUUUAAAAAUUUUUCCCCAAUUCCUGUACCAUUGAAAGAAUCAGAUAAUUAUGAAGUUCAUCUUAAAAUGAUUAAGGAAGAAUUGACAAGAGGUGUUAGUGCUUUAUUAACAUCCAAUCCUAGAAAUCCCACGGGACAUUGUAUGAAACCUGAACAUUUAAAACAAUUACAAGACAUGUGUCGUGAAAAAUGUUUAUUAAUUAUGGACGAAUUUUAUUCAUAUUAUUAUUAUGAUGAUGGAUGUACUGGUUCAUCCAUAAGUUCUGCGGAAUAUGUGGAAGAUGUUGAUCGUGAUCCUGUAUUAAUUUUGAAUGGUUUAACAAAGGCAUUUAGAUUACCUGGUUGGAGAGUUUGUUGGAUUGUUGGUCCUGCAGAAUACAUAAACGCCUUAUCUAGUGUGGGAUCAUAUUUGGAAGGUGGAGCUAAUGCUCCUUUCCAAUAUGCUGCUAUAGAAUUUUUAAAACCAUUAAAAGUAAGGAGUGAAAUGAAAGCAUUACAAUUGCAUUUUAAAAUGAAAAGAGAUUAUAUUAUUGGCAGAUUAUCUAAAAUGGGUUUUAAUUUUAAUGAAAAAAAUAUUCCAAAUUCUACAUUUUAUCUUUGGCUUAACCUUUCACAUUUACCAGGAAAAUUAAGUAAUUGUUUAGGAUUUUUUCAUGAAUGUUUACAUGAAAAAGUGAUAGUUGUUCCAGGAUUUUUUUUCUUGAUUAAUCCUCAAAAUUUAAGUCAUUUAGAAGAAGUUAUUUGGUACAAUUAUGUGAGAAUAAGUUAUGGUCCUGAAUUAAAUCAUUUAGUUACUGGAAUGGAUGGAUUUGAGAGAAUAUUAGCUAGGUUUAAUUGUUUACCUUAUGAAAUAAAAUAA